Molecule: messenger RNA, 1462 nt
Organism: Trichoderma harzianum CBS 226.95
Lineage: Eukaryota; Fungi; Ascomycota; Sordariomycetes; Hypocreales; Hypocreaceae
Exons: 5
Coding region: 104-1258 (384 amino acids)
Biological process (GO): proteolysis
Molecular function (GO): metalloaminopeptidase activity
Source: RefSeq, a predicted model, not a curated record
UGCCGAUCCACCUCUAGAUAUCUGUAAUCCCUCCACGGCAUCAUCUCUCGAGCCCUUGUAAUUCCUUGUCCAUAUACUCUCUACCCGUCAUUAAUCUUUCGCCAUGACCUCCGAACCCCCCGCGAAGAAGAAGUGCCUGGGCGCAGACUGCGAUAACGACGCUGGAGCUCUGCAGUGCCCGACAUGCUUGAAGCUAGGCAUCAAGGACAGCUUCUUCUGCGCCCAGGACUGCUUUAAGAGAAACUGGAGCAACCACAAGAGCAUGCACAAGACGCAAAUCACCGGCUACUACAAUCCCUUCCCGAGCUUCCCCUUCGCCGGCCCGCUGCGUCCCGUCUAUCCUCUGUCCGAGCAUCGCACCAUCCCCAAGUCAAUUCCUCAUCCCACCUGGUGGCAGGACGGCGACCCCAAGUACAGCCGGUCUCUGGUAAACCGCAACAAGAUCGACAUCCACGAUGCAAAGGGUAUUGCUGCGAUGCGCAAGGUCUGCAAGCUGGCACGCGAGGUCCUCGAUCUUGCUGCGGCUGCAGCCAAGCCCGGCGUCACGACCGACUUCAUCGACGAGCUUGUCCACAAGGCUUGUAUAGAGCGCGAGUCGUACCCCUCACCGUUGAACUACAACCACUUCCCCAAGUCUUGUUGCACAUCCGUCAACGAGGUCAUCUGCCACGGCAUUCCCGACCAGCGUGUCCUGCUCGACGGCGAUAUUCUCAACAUCGACAUCAGCUUAUACCACGGCGGUUAUCACGCCGAUCUGAACGAGACGUAUUACAUUGGUGACAGGGCCAAGGCUGACCCCGAUAACGUAAGGGUCGUGGAGGCGGCACGUGAGUCUCUCGACGAGGCUAUCAAGGCCGUCAAGCCAGGUGUCCUGAUACGAGAAUUUGGAAACAUUAUCGAAAAGGUGGCAAAGCAGAAGGACUGCAGUGUCAUCAGGACGUACUGUGGCCACGGAGUUGGAAAGCUCUUCCAUUGCCCGCCAAACGUCCCUCAUUAUGCCAAGAACAAGGCUGUUGGAGAGUGCAAGCCCGGCAUGACCUUUACCAUUGAGCCCAUGAUUGCCCUGGGCAAGUACAGGGAUAUUACAUGGCCUGAUAACUGGACUAGCACAACCAUUGACGGAAAGCGGACGGCCCAGUUUGAGCACACUCUUCUUGUGACAGAAGAUGGCUGCGAGAUUCUUACGGCACGAACUGCCGACUCGCCCGGAGGACCGAUUCCCAUGCCGGAGAAGAAGGUGGAUGGGGUGGCAGCUUGAGAAACUGCCUGACAAUGUAGGAUGAAUAUAUGGCUCUGAGUUAGUGAUUUGAUACCACCAUUAUGUAGCGUAUUGUAUGAUGCGGCAUCCUAGAGUUGAGGUUGAGGUUGAGCAAUAGGGUACUGGCGUCGUUGGGUGUGCUGCGAGUGAAUAGAGCCGUUGUUCUCUGCUGCAAAUGUUUUUCUUGUGAGUGCUGUUGCCGUG